AUGAACGAGGACCUGCAACGUCGCAUAAAUCAACUACGGACGGUGGGCGCGACGCUCGAUGAACAGUUGGCCAAUUCCAUCGAGAACGAGAAGCUUCUCAGGGAGCGAUUAAAGGAACUACAACACGACGCAGAUGAAGUCUUUGAGGCGUUGGGGUCCAAUCUGAGAGGACUGGGUGGUGGCGACAUGGGUGACGCGGGAGAAGGGACGACCGAGAGCGUUUUUUGCCGCGUCUUUUGCUGCAAGAAGCGUGAAGCCGCAAGUUUGGUCCCACCCACCCGCGAAGCAGACGCGGCCUUGCCGCGCAUAGGCACGGGGACGAGUGACGAGGAGUCGAAAACCAUCCCGGUGCGAGCGGCCCCGAAGUCCAUGGAGGAAACGAGUUAUUUUCAGACCCGGGUGACAGAAUUUGGCAUGCUCGGAAGAUCCGAAGCCGCUUUUCGACUGAAUGCCGAGGAGUGCAUCACCGAGUCGAAGGAUGCCCUUGACUAUUUUACGAAACUCUACAACAGCAACGGUGAGCGCCUGAAGAAACUGAAGAAGAGAGAAGAAGAGAUAGACGAACGGAAGAACAAAUUGUUGCAGAUGAACUAUCGCCCUUCUAUUACCACGGAACGCGACCAUCACGUGAGCCGAGACGAUACGCGCAACCCCCGAAAAGAGUUAAGCAGCCAUCCGACCUGCAAGUUGCUACGAAGAACAAGUCAAAGACCCGGAAGCGGGGGAAAGGAGAAAGGCCUUGUUGGCAACACGAAAGGACGUCCGCGCAAGACCUGGCAUGGAUUUUGUCAAAUGGAGGAGCACGAGGCCACCGACCUCAACGAUGAGCUCGGAGUUGCGGCUUGCCACCCCUGCCGCAACAAAUUCACGAAGGCUGUCCAGAGGCUUGAGAGGUGCCCCCCCUGUGAGGGAAAAUGCCCGAACACAAGUGCCUGUUCGCGGUGCAAAUUGCGAAGAUUGCGUUCUUCAAUAUGCCUAAAUAGCGUUUUCAUGCAGGAAAAAGACGAAUACAUGCGCAGCCCGUGCGACAUCAGCGAGAAGUUCAUCGUCAUCGAGCUGUGUGAGACCAUACAGCCCCAUACAAUUGAGCUCGGCAACUACGAGCUGUUCUCCCUCGGCCCGAAGGCCAUCCGCGUGUCAGCUGCUGAAAAGUUCCCGGCAAACGAGUGGUCGACGGUGUUGGAGAUCGAAGCGCAAGAUUCGCGAUUUCUGCAAACGUUUCGCGUGACCAAGAUGGGGCUUUAUGCAAAGUUUCUAAAGGAAUCCGUCUUCAUCAAGUUGAACAAGCGCAUCGCCGCGUUGGAGUUGAACAUGUCACUCUCAUCCGAAUAUCUCUCCGAACUCAGCCGGCAGUACGUGGCGCAGUCUGAAGCACAGGAGAAGAACAUUGUUCGGGCAAAGCGGAUUGCCGACGGGGCCGUAAUCAACGCCACCACGCACAUCAACAAGACACUAAACGUUCAACUUGAGACGAUGCGCCGCGAGGUUUUC
Mesorhabditis spiculigera is the source of this 1491-nucleotide messenger RNA. Lineage: Eukaryota; Metazoa; Nematoda; Chromadorea; Rhabditida; Rhabditidae. The record is from the annotation of a GenBank genome assembly.